ACAUGGAAUAAAAGCUUUGACUUUUAGCACUUAGCUCGUGCUGUAAACAUGAAUCUGCCAAUUGGCCUGAUUAAAAUGUUCAACUACAAUAAGUACACGAUGGGCCGUGUAAAGACUAAAUACCGGUUGUAAUAGCUGGCUCGUUCCAAGAGAACCAUAUUUUGAAUCAAAUAUAUUAAGAAUGGAUGAAACUGGCUUAUUUUUUCCUUCGCUGUAUUUGAGGUUUUGACCAAAAAUGAAGUUUUUUUCUGAUCUAAGUUCCGGGUCUUCUGGGCGGGCUGCAGUCCUGCAGUGACAUACAGAUCUACUCCAGGACGCCGGGACGCAAGUGCAACAGAAAACCCAGACUACAACCCUAACCCAGCCAUACUCAUGGAACAAUACUGGAUGUGGUCGGAUACUUUUUCCUCCUGUGUGCAGAGCACAGAAAUGGAUUACGCAAGUGAGUCACUGCUCACACACACACAGUUUGGCACAACAUGACUGCAGCCCUACAUCAGUGCACACAGGGUGUGUGUUGGUAGGGGAUGAAGGGCCCUGCUCUCUCUCUCCCUCUCUUUCUCCUCUGGCCUCAGCGGAAGGGAGGCACCUGCACGCCUGCGCUAAGCUCUCCCAUCCCCCCCGCCCACUCCCCUCCAUCAUCUGUCCCUUAGCUCCCGCACAUCCAUUGCAGGGCAGGACAUCCAGCAUUUGCAGGGAGAGAGGGAGAGAGAGAGAGAGGGAGAGGGAGAGGGAGGAUGAAGCAGAGGGAGGCGGAGGGAGCAUAUGACACAAAGGAGAGAGAGAGAGGGAGAAAUAGAUCACAGCGUUGGAGAGCGGCAGAGGGAGGCUGCAGAUAUCGAUGGCGUCAACAAUGGAGCGUUAGGAUCCAGGGAGGUGGUAGUCGGCCAGACAACGGCUGAGGGUAAAGAUAUUUGAGGAGGGGGGCUCCUCCUCAGUGAGCAUAGGGGGAGGAGGAGGAGGAGGAGGAGGAUGGGCCUCGAACACAGACUUGCAAUGGCACUGCAAAAAUUGGAUUAAAGCAGUAUGGUAACGUUUCUGAUUUAAUUUAUUGCUGUGCUGCUUGUGUCUCAUCCUCGUGUGUGCACAUCCAUCGGCCAUCGCUCACGUCACCCCGUGUCUCCGGCCGCCCGCGAGGACACGGCCACAUCUCUGUCCUCUCGGGCUGGACAAGAGUGAGGUGGCAACACUAGGCCUACCCUCCACCACCAGCCAUGGGGGCUCUGACAGCAACAUCAGUGCGGAGGGAGCAGGGGCGGCGUCCAGUGUCAUGGCCGGGGGUGCGGAGGGUUCAGUGACCGGCGAGCCGCAGCGGAUGCGCGCUGCCCUGGAGCACCUGCAGCAGAAGGUCCUGAAGGUCACCGAGCAGAUCCGCGUGGAGCAGGAGGCCCGCGACGACAACGUCGCAGAGUACCUGAAGUUGGCCCACAACGCAGACAAACAGCAGGCGUCCAGGAUCAAGCAGGUCUUCGAGAAGAAGAACCAGAAGUCGGCACAGACCAUCGCACACUUGCACAAGAAACUAGAACACUAUCACAAGAAGCUAAAGGAGAUCGAACAAAAUGGACCGGCCCGGCAGCCUAAGGAUGUCCUGCGGGACAUGCAGCAGGGACUGAAAGGCGUGAGGGCCAACGUUCGUGCUGGGUUCAGUGGUUUCGGAGGUGGGGUAGUUGAAGGUGUCAAAGGCGGCGUUACUGCCCUCACUCACACAGCCGUGGUCUCCAAGCCGAGAGAGUUUGCCAGUCUCAUCAGGAACAAGUUCGGAAGCGCAGAUAACAUUGCUCACCUAAAGGACACACUCGAGGACGGAGUCGGGGGCCACUCUGAAGACGCCCCCACGCCUCGUGCUCUGAGCGGCAGUGCCACUCUGGUCUCCAGCCCAAAGUACGGCAGUGACGACGAGUGUUCCAGCGCCACGUCCGGCUCCGGAGCAGCUAGUAAUUCCGGUGGUGCCGGGGGAGGAGGGGGGAUGUUAGGGCCAACAAUGGGGAGUCCCAGGCUGGACGGGCACCACCACCACCAUCACAUGCACAGCUCUUGGGACUCUCUCCUCGAGGGCCUGCAGGAGAUCAAAGCCAGUCAGGCACAUAUGGAGGACGCCAUCGAGGACAUGAAGGGCCAACUGCAGAGCGACUACUCCUACAUGACACAGUGCCUGCAAGAGGAAAGAUACAGGUAUGAGCGACUUGAAGAGCAGCUGAAUGACUUAACAGAGCUGCACCAGAAUGAGAUGACCAACCUUAAACAGGAGCUCGCCAGCAUGGAGGAAAAAGUGGCCUACCAGUCGUACGAGAGAGCGAGAGACAUUCAGGAGGCCGUGGAGUCGUGCCUGACCCGCGUCACCAAGCUGGAGCUGCAGCAGCAGCAGCAGCAGGUCGUCCAGUUGGAGGGAGUGGAGAACGCCAACGCCCGAGCUCUGCUGGGAAAACUCAUCAACAUCAUCCUGGCGCUCAUGGCCGUGCUGCUGGUCUUCGUCUCCACGCUGGCCAACUUCAUCACCCCGCUGAUGAAGACCCGAGCCCGGGUUGCCACCACCGUCCUGCUGACCCUGCUGCUGUUCGUCCUGUGGAAGCAGUGGGACUUUGUGGAGACGUGGCUGCUGCCCAGCUGAGCUCCCGUCCGAGCGAGAGACUCCGGCGGGGACCAGAGCACAGAGUCACGUGCUGGUUUCUAACUCAGUCGCCACCACUGAAGGAUUCAGGGACUGAAAUAGAACAAGAGCUGCUGCACUCGUCCCCCUCUGACUUUAAAGUGGGAGGAUCUGAGGACAAAAACAUGGCACUUUUAGUCGAGGACGGGGCAAGAUCUCAGCCUGCGGAGUGUGCUGAGAGGUGGAAUCAUCUCAUUUCGUCCAAAUGUAUUGCUUCUGAUGAUCAGUCAUCGAUUGCUGUCACCAAAAACUGAGUCUCAUGCAAGACAUCGUUGGAUCGUCUUUUCUAAUUAUUUAUGAAACAGACUCGAGCAACUUAAAAUGAGUGUAAAAUGCUGAUGUUCGCUGUAACCUUCAUGUUGAAGCUAUAGUAUAUCGGAGAGAAAAGGGUUUUUUUCAUGAAUGUUAUGUGCUCAUGCAUGUCCUCAUAUUUGCACUGAAAUAAAUUUAGCUGGCAUGAGUGGACAUCUCAUUGAUGACAAAAUGAAUCUUAUAUAACUUGUACAUUUUGUUGUGAGAUAUUUUGUAUUCCAUGUCAUUCCUGGUGUGUUUCACAUCCUGGUCUGGUGUUGCUUUUAGAUGCAUUUCUUUCUUUUGGUCUUUUGCUUGAAGGCGAAUGAACAGUUUAAGAAAACCAAACCAACAAUCACUGGUAUCUACUGAAAUUCAGCACAAUAAUUCAACUACGUCAACUCUGUUAAAAGUAACCGCCAUUGAAGAACUGCUACAACCCACAGUGUCAAACUAACUGGCAUGUCUCAUUGUAUCAACGUUUAUAUCUAGUUUGCAAACAAAAUAAUUAUGGCUGUUUUAUUCAACAAUGUAAGAAAUAAAUGAUUUCAUAUAUUAGGCAGA
This is a messenger RNA of Scophthalmus maximus (turbot), 3505 nucleotides long. RefSeq names its product transmembrane and coiled-coil domain family 2 (gene tmcc2). The coding region runs from base 1271 to 2611 and encodes 446 amino acids. Gene Ontology annotation, biological process: amyloid precursor protein metabolic process. Gene Ontology annotation, cellular component: endomembrane system. NCBI's taxonomy places the organism in Eukaryota, Metazoa, Chordata, Actinopteri, Pleuronectiformes, Scophthalmidae. The record is from RefSeq and is a predicted model, not a curated record. The transcript is spliced from 5 exons.